Epinephelus lanceolatus (giant grouper) is the source of this 3267-nucleotide messenger RNA. RefSeq lists its product as uncharacterized. The record is from RefSeq and is a predicted model, not a curated record. Lineage: Eukaryota; Metazoa; Chordata; Actinopteri; Perciformes; Serranidae.
ACAUGGAGGUUCCUCCGUACGGCUUCACUCCGGAGCGGUACUGGACGGAGGAGAAGGAGAGGGCGCUCAUUGCCUUUUUCUCCAAGCACAGCUGUCUGUGGAACCACAAGUCAGAGAGCUACAAGAACCGCCAGCUGCGAUGGAAAACCCUGGAGCACCUGAGGAUCCUCCUGUCAGCUCACCCCCCACCUGUUCCUUUCUCAGUGGAAGACAUUAAGAACAAGUUCAAGAACCUUCGCACCACCUUUCAGCGGCAGUACAAAAUGGUAAAGGCGAGUAAAGUGUGCAGGUCGGACGACGUGUUCGUGCCACAGUGGAAGCACUACCAGCAGCUGAUGUUCCUGCGGGGCUGCUGGGACCAGGAAGACGGCUCCUGCGAACCGCCGCUCUCACCGCUGUCUGUUCCACAGGAGGAGAACCAGCCUGUCCUCAACUCCCCAGGGCUGAUCAUCUCCUUCCUCCCCAACCCUUCCACCUCUUCACCCUCGUCAUCGUCGUCCUGCAUCCCUGCCAACAUGAUGAUUAAAUGUUACUGGACUGAAGAGAGGGAGCGAGCGCUGAUAGCCUUUUACUCUGAGUACAGCUGUCUCUGGAACAAGAAGUCGGAAAACCACAACAACCGUCAGCUCAGGCUGAGGCUGCUGGAGGACCUGAGGAGCCAGCUGUCCAACCACUCAGUGAAGUUCUCAAUUGAAGACGUGAAGUGCAAGUUCAAGAACCUGCGGACAGUUUUCAACCGUGAGUACAAGGCGGUGCAGGCGAGCAAAGCGUCUGACAAACCCUACGUGUCCAAGUGGAAACACUACCAGCAGCUGCUCUUCCUCUGCGAGUCCUGCGAAGAGGACGACAGCCAAGACGACCUGCAGAUCCUCACGCCACAGGAGGACAAGGAUCUGGAACAUGGAAACCAAACACCCUCCUCCACCCUGAGCAGCUUCUCCUCCAGCUCCACCCAAAUCAACAACGUCAGGUUCAACAACUGCUCCGCUCCCUCCAGCGACGAUGCCAAAACCAACGCCAGCGCCGCGUACCAAAUCUUCCUCUCUGAGUCUUCAGAUAAUCUCAGGCUAGUGAGCCAAACAGCUGCUGCCACACUCCCUGCCUCUCCGUCUACGUCACUGCUGGACACCAAACCUUGUACCUCUCCUCUGAAUUUCUCCGGUUCAGUUCAGCCUGACAGCAGACUGAGCGUUGACUCUCGCUGCCACUGGAACGAGGCCAAAGUCCAGCAGCUCAUCUCGUUUUACUCAGAGCACAGUUGUCUGUGGAACCACAAGUCAGAGAGCUACAGGAACAGGCUGUUGAGACAGAGCCUGCUGGAGACGCUGAGCAACCUGCUGUCUGACAACGAACCAGUUCCAUUCUCAGUGGAAGACAUAAAGACAAAAUUCAGGAACUUGCGAACAAUCUUCCAACGUGAACACAAGGCGGUGAGCUCAAACAAAACGUGUGGUUCGGAGGACUUUUACCUUCCAAAGUGGAAACACUACCGAGACCUGAUGUUCCUCUGCGACUCCUGUGACGAGGACGAGCGUCCCGACGAACUCCACUUCAGCCAACCGCAGGAGUCCACUCUCCUCCACCUGGACACCCAAGUCGUUAGCAGCCAUUACCACGGUGCCAACCACACUGCUACCAAACUGAACAUCACAUCACGGAGCCUCGAAGCACCUCCUUCGCCUACUCCCCCAGACUCUCGGCACUCCUCGCCCUCAUCCUCGCCCUCCACGUCUUCCUCUCACACUGACAGCAGAGUGUCAGGACGGAAGCGAGCGAGCCGUCGCCUCCCGCCCCCCAGCAGCGAGGUGCUGGACUUCAUGAGGACGUUAUGUCAAAGCCAGAUGGUGUCGCCACAUGCUGGGUUUCUAAAGUAUGUGGAGGAGUGUCUGAACGAGACGCCGCCAGACAAAGUGAAAAAACUGAAGAAGAGGAUAAUAGAGACGAUCCACAGCGUGUCAGAGGAGGUUUAGUUCUCACAGUUUGUAAAGCUCAAGUCAGUCUCACUGAGGUUUUGUUUUUUCCUUCAACCUAAGUCUUAGCUUCCUCACGGCGAUGAUAACAUGACUCAUCAGCUGUCAUCUCAUUCCACAUUGGACCUUGUUAGAAACCUGUAUGAGGUUCAGCAGGGUCAGCGUCUGUCUCCAACACCUCUGCAACCCAGUUAGUGAUGAGAACACUGUCAGAAAGCCCUCUAUAUAUAUCCUGUGGCAGAAUUGCUUCAGACAGACUGAGCUCUAAUUGGAGAAAGAAAAGACGCCACACAUACUAAACCUUUCAGCAGCCUUUGGUGUUGUGUAGCUGAGAUUUUACACCUCACAGAUAGACUCUGAAUUUCAGUUACUCUGAGCUUUUACCUUCUGGGUCAGUGACAUUUCGGGAUGAAACUAAGGGUGCUUCUACACCUGCCCUGUUUGGUUCAGUUCAGUCGAACUCAAGUUUGUUUCCCCCUCAGUGUGGUUCGUUUGGGCAGGUGUGAACACAGCAAUCACACUCAGGUGUGCACCAAAACAACCGGUCUGUCUCGGUCACUUAUAGGCGUAUAUGCUGCCCAGUAAGGCUUGGAGGAAUUGCAUCCCCACAAAAAUUAAUACCAUCACAUUUUCAGAAUUUGCAUUGACUUGGUACCAAAGCAUCACUUCUUGUGCAAUCCCAAGAAACUAACGAGACGAUGGCCGUCCACGAUGUGGCCUUAAUUUGACAAGGGAUAAAUGAAAGUCUAGCUUAUUGUUUCAGAGUUCCCAGCACUGUAAAACGCCACCUUAAAAUUGCAACACAAUCUUUGCAGUAAGACCUCAGCAUGGCUGAAUGUCAGCUGUCAGGUCGGGCUGCCAGCUUUGUCAAUAUGCAGAUCGUAAAGAGUGAAACUUACCAACUGCAGCACCUUAAAGUGACACUACAGUCUUUGCUGGAAUAUCACAGAAAUUAUAUUAAGCUAUUUCUAGCAUAGAAAGUAACAAACACAACUAAAGGUCUGUCCCAAUACUAACAACACUGAUGUGCACGUUCAGGCACCGAAAUAUGCCAACACACAGUACACCCAAAGGGUAAGUUAAGUAUUUUCCAACUCUGUUUUCCCUGUUACCCUGUUUUGCACUUUUGCACUGUCAAUUUAAGUCCACUGAAGUGCUUUUUUGUCACUAACAGGCUCGGACUGUUAUUUUAGGUGUCUCACAAUUUCUGGAAAGGAUCCCUACAGAGAUAGAGCUUUAUGUUGAGGAGUAAGAUCUUUUUGUUUAACCAGAAACAGCCCUGAAAAUCACUGUUGUA